AUGCAGGUGUCGCUACGCACCUCCCUGCUGCUGCUGCUGCUACUUGUGCUGCUGCUGCCGGGCACCUCGGUAGCCCUGCAGUGCCCCCCGCGCUGCGACUGCCCCCCGACCUCGGGCUCUGUGCUGUGCGCGCGCCGCCGCCUCCUCGCCGUGCCCGGGUUCGCGCCGGGGUCCGCGCGCUCCCUGGACCUGGCGCGAAACCACGUGGCGCGGCUGGGCGCCGGGGACCUCGCGGCCUGGGCUGCCCUGGAGGAAUUAGACCUGAGCGAGAACGCGCUGGGCGCGCUGGAGCCGGGCUCCUUCGCGGGGCUCGGCGCCCUGCGCUCCCUGUCGCUGCGCUGUAACCGCAUCGAGGUGCUCCCGAGCAGAGCCUUCGCGGCUCUCGGCGCCCUGCAGCGGCUGGACCUGAGCGGCAAUCGCAUGCGCGCCGUGCCGCGCGGCGCCUUCUCGGGCCUGGGCGCCCUGAGCAGCCUCGAUUUGUCCGAGAACUCCCUGCUGUGGGUGGCGCAGGGCGCCUUUGAGGGUCUGGGCGCCCUGCGCUCACUGUCGCUGCGCCGCGCGGGGCUGCGCGCCCUGCCGAGCAGCGCCCUCACCCGGCUGCCCGCGCUGUCCGAGCUGGACGCGUCGGGCAACUCCCUGCGCGUGCUGGGCCCUCGCUGCCUGCGGGGCGUCCCGCGCCUGCGCGUGCUGCGGCUGUCGGGCGCGGGGCUGCGGCGCGUGGAGCCGGGCGCCCUGCGCGGCCUCUCGGCGCUCCGCGACCUCGACCUCUCAGAGAACGCCCUGGACUCCCUGCCCGAGCGCGCCGGCGCCCCGCUCGCCCUGCGUGCCCUGUGCCUCGACGGAAACCCCAUCGCGUGCGACUGUCGCCUCCUGUGGCUGCGCACCCGGCCGAGUCCCGAGGCGCUGCUGGGGGGCGGCGAGGGCCCCCCCUGCGCGGCGCCCCCCGAGGCGCGGGGGGCGCGGGUGCUGAGCGCCCCGCUGCGGUGCAGGGCGCCGAGCGUGAGGCUGCGCGCGGGGCCCGUGGCGGUGCGCGAAGGGGGCGCCGUGCGCAUCCCGUGCAGCGCGAGAGGGGACCCGUCCCCCAGCCUCGCGUGGAGGGACCCCCGGGGCCGCUGGUACGAGCACGAGGGGGAUGAAGACGAUGAGGGGGGUGAACAGCAGGGGGAGGCAGGAGAGCAGAGCGAGAAUGGCGGGGAGGAGGAAGAGGAGGAUAAGGAGGAGGAGGAGAAGGAGGAAGAAGAUGGGGAAGAGGGGACGAAAGAGCCAAUAGCGAAUGGAGAACAGGGAGACACCAGGGAGCAGAGAGGAGGUGGUGAUGAGGAGGGGGGGAAGCAGGGGGGUGAUGAUGAUGAUGAUGAUCGAGAGCGCGGGCCCCGGCUCCGCGUGCUGCGGGAUGGCUCGCUGCUCCUCGUGUCGGCGCGCGCGAGGGACCGCGGCUCGUACACGUGCGUGGCCUCCAGCGCCGCGGGCCGCCACCUCCGCGCGGUGCCCCUCGUAGUGUCGGGGCCCGGGGGGGUCCCGCCGCCGUCCCUCUCCGACCCCUCCGACUCGGACGCUUGGGACCCAGCGGACCCCUGGGAUGGCGUCGAUCCCGCAGACUCCGAGGAUUUCAACGCGACGGGGACGCGCGGGGAGGCGCGCGAGCCCGCCGGGACCCCGCUGACCCCGCUGACCCCCUUGCUGCUGGUGUCCGCGGGGCUGGGGGGCCUCACCUUCCUCGGCGUCGUGAUUCUCUGCCUCCUGGUCCUCGCCGCGGGAACGCGGAGUUGGGGCCACAAGAGGAGGAGGAGGACGAGGCAGCGAACGGAGCUAGAGUACGGGGGGACCCGCAGAUCGAGGGGGGGGGCCAGGAGCCCCAGCCGGGCUCCCCCUCGUCACUUCGUCAUGAGGAUGAUGUGAGCUUCCUAGCAACGGUGGCGCUAGGUACGCUAAACCCAAGUACAAGUGUAGGGUCCCAAUUAGCUCAAGGGGAUAUGGUUUUAUGAAAUGUAGAAGUGCUUCAAUGAUCAGAUGAAAUUCUAAUCAAAAUAAACAUAACAAGAUAAUCAACAUAAACAGCGAAUUAAUCUCUCCUCUGUAUCAUGUCUGCAUCCUUCUUCUCAUUUCACUCCAUCCGUCUCGCCUGGAUCUCCUCUCAUCUCGCUACAGCUCUAUCUCUUCUCUUCAUCUAUUCUGCCAUCUCCCCUCCCCACUGAAGAGAUGGGAAUAACAAAUACGGAAGACGAAGCACACGUUUUUUUUUAAAUGGUCUAACUUUUCCAUUUAAUUAUUCAUGUUCAUAUUUCGCCAGAAUAUUCUAAAAUCCGAGAAAAAAUAAAACUCACAAUGCAUAUUAUCUUGACAUUAUUUUAUUAGAUUAAAAAAACGCAGCUUACUCGCAGUGCUGAGAGUACAGGAUGAUUGUGAGCAGAGUAUACACAUCACAGCUGUUCCAUUUAUUUCUGUUGCGGAGCAACAGCGGGUUCUCUCCUCGUUAUGUUUACCAAUCGUAAACGUGGAGCUGUAUCGCAUCCGUGCUACACGUGACCAUCCCGGCGUCUUUGUGCGCUCACCGCAACACCACGUGCCACCACCGUCGCCGUCGUCAUCACUCGUCCGCCAUAACGCGCGCUGUGGUCGAUGUCUCCGUGAAAUUCGUUCGCAAUUGCUUCAUCAGUAGCUGUAGCAAUGUCCUCAAAGUGUUGUGUGUAAAUCAACGUCGACGUCACUUCAAACAAAUCCGACCGCAGUCCUGUUCGUAAGCCAGUGAUUCGUAGCUUGGGAGGGGGCAGGGGCGGGGGAGAAGGACUUGAAUUCAGCAGUGGAUUGGCCAUGGCCGAUUACGAUGGUGAGCAAUAGCAACUCCCACACGUGUAGUGGCAUUGCCUUGGAUACUGUACGUGUAACAAUAGUGUAGUACAGUAGCAUUGUUUUGUUGUGAGUUUCCAGGUGGCUCCACGGGGCCUCUUUUUAUUUUACAAUCUUUUUUAUCAGAGCACUGGUCAGUUGUUGUGGAGUACAGUGAGUCCUCGUUGAACGCGAUAGAUGCGUUUCUGAAAAGUGCCACGUUAAGCGAAAAACGCGUUUAGCGAAAAAAAAAUCCCGAUAAGUAAUGUAGCGAUAAUGUUUGGGGCGAGAUACGAUGUACUACACACAGUGAGAUGGCGGGCCAAAUAACUUGAGGGUACGCCGCCACGUGACUGUUCAGCCGUGCAGCUCUAGAAAGUAGUUCGUCAUCGACCGCUCAGAAACCCCGUUAUAACGGACACGUUCCGCGUUAUAACGGGCGCGUUCCGCCUUAUAACCGGCGCGUUCCACCUUAUAACCGGCGCGUUCCGCCUUAUAACGGGCGCGUUCCGCGUUGUGCGAAAAGUCUUCCCAAAUGGAAGAACCGCGUUGUAGCGAACACGCGUUGUGCAACCACGUGUUGAGCGAGGACUUACCUACGCAACUAUGUACCCUAUACGAUAGCUAUAAGGUUCUGUCAUGCUUAAGUUGCCAACAGACGUUAAUGAUUUCACGUUUACCAUACGGGCCCACGCUGGGGGCAACCGCCAAUGUUGUACAGUACUGUGCUAUGCUACAACGUCUAUGCUGCCUGCGCCUUCACCAGCAAAUGGUGAAGUAUGUCAAAUAACCGCCAUGACACCGCACGUGAGUGGGGAGUUUGGAGGCCUCUCAUCCAGCAGUGGAGUGGCAAUAAAAACAGCCGUGUGUCCUUAUUUUUUCGUUUGUACAUAUGAGUUGUUUAUUUAAAUAUCAUUGUUAUAUUUUUACUGUACCCCCUUGUUAUAGAGAUAAUUUAUUUUAAAUAAACGUUAUAUUAUUAUUA
Petromyzon marinus (sea lamprey) is the source of this 3811-nucleotide messenger RNA. RefSeq lists its product as uncharacterized. NCBI's taxonomy places the organism in Eukaryota, Metazoa, Chordata, Hyperoartia, Petromyzontiformes, Petromyzontidae. Gene Ontology annotation, molecular function: protein binding. The record is from RefSeq and is a predicted model, not a curated record.